Messenger RNA from Sus scrofa (pig), 2366 nucleotides. It is a transcript of the gene NCR1, whose product is annotated as natural cytotoxicity triggering receptor 1. The record is from RefSeq and is a predicted model, not a curated record. Gene Ontology annotation, biological process: immune response-regulating signaling pathway. NCBI's taxonomy places the organism in Eukaryota, Metazoa, Chordata, Mammalia, Artiodactyla, Suidae. Gene Ontology annotation, cellular component: plasma membrane.
UCUUAAAAACAAUAGCACUUUAUUAAAACAUUGUAACAAAUAUUUGAAGACGACAGUGGUAUCAUUACAUUCUGACAAGAUCAGCAAACAUCCAAACAUGUGAAUGCUGUACACAAAGGAGUCAAAGUUAAAUACAUAUUUUUUUUAAUGAUUCCAAGGUUUUUGCUCUGUACCCUGCCCCCCGCCAUCCCUGGGCAUAAUCCCCGUAUUUCACAAUUUAGAAGUUGACGCACUGUGUCAUGUGGAUUAAUGAUCCAGUUUCUCUCUUUGGAGGCACGGGUCUGACUCCAGCCCAUUGUGGUGGGUUAAGGAUCCAGCGCUGCUACAGCUAUGAUGUAGGUCACAGCUCCAGGAUGGAUUCCAUCUCCGGCCCAGGAACUUCCGUAUGCCCUGGGCACGGGCCAAAAAGAAAAAAAAAAAAUUGACCCAGAAGUGAGUUUCAGUUGGGGCAGACAAUCAUGAGAGGUUCGGGUCAGAAACCACAGACACCAUCUGAUGUGUCAGGGGGACUGGGUCCUUCCCUUACACCCAAUGGUCAGAGGUGGAGGGAGACGCUGAACCCUCUCGUAAGAAAGUCAGUGAGGAAGGCCCAUGGUGAUUGGUGCCCGCUCUCACUCACCACAUCCUCUGCAUCUCCCCAGCCUGCGGGCCUCAGUCUUCGCCCAGCUGCUCCACACCAGCCCGGCAGACUCUGAGCUAUGCCAUUGGCACCUGCAGCCCUUCUCUUCCUCGGUGGGCUGUGUCUGAGCCAGAGCACCCGCACCCAGCAGCAGACCCUCUCCAAACCUGUCAUCUGGGCCAAACCCAGUUUCAUGAUUCCCAAGGGACACCCAGCGGUCAUCUGGUGUCAGGGACCCCACCAGGCUGUUGAGUACCAGCUGCUCUUCGAGGGGGGCCUUUCUGCCUUAGGCAGACCGAAGUCACCUGGAAGCGUGAACCGGGCCAAGUUCUCCGUCCAGGCCAUGAACUCCAACACUGCAGGGCAGUACCAGUGCCUCUACCGAAGCGGGGAGCGCUGGUCCCAGCCCAGCGACCCUCUGGAUCUGGUGGUCACAGGGCUGUACGACACACCCGCCCUCUCUGUUCAACCCAGACCCGAGGUGACCUCAGGAGAGAACGUGACCUUCUCCUGUCGUCUAGAGACAGCAACGAGCAUGUUCUUCCUGCUCAAGGAGGGGAGGUCCAGCCGCCCGCAGCACGGAUACGGGACGAUGCAGGCGGAGUUCCCCAUGGGCCCGGUGACCAGGGCUCAUGGAGGGACAUACAGAUGUUUUGGCUCCUACAACAAGCACGCAUGGUCUUUCCCCAGUGAGCCUGUGAAGCUCCUGGUCAAAGGAGAUGGUGGGGACACCACCUUUGCACCCACAGAGCACACCUCUUCUCCUGACGGCUGGGACCCCUACGUGUUAACCGUAGACACCCCGAUCCAGAAAGAGCCUGACCUCUGGGAUCACACUGGCCAGAAUCUCCUUCGCAUGGGCAUCGCUUUCCUGGUCCUGGUGGCCCUCGUGGGGCUCCUGAUUGAAGACUGCCUCCACAGGAAGAGACGGCAAGACAGAACCCACGGGGCUUCAAGUAGGGGAUGCAGGAGAAGGCCCAGAGCACAGAGCCCCCUGGAGAAAUGACCAAGAUAUGCGGGGGGGCCACAGGGAGUGCGGAUGCUGGUCCCCACCUUGGGCUGUGGGGAGCUCUGGGUUGUACCCAUGGAGGACGGGGUCACGGCAGCAAAGCGAAAGGGAACUGUGUGGACUCUGGCAGGAUGGGGGAUGAUGACGCUAGACUUUUUUCUGCAGACAAAUCCCACUGUCCCUUCCCAGCUCUAAGUAUGGUUAGGACUGCUUCCUGCCCACCGCAAUCUCCACUGCGCCCAUCGUUCCGAGAACGUCUUCUUGAACAGCAUGGCCGUGGGAUGUCUGCCUUCCUGGAUCUGUCUUUAUCCCUCUCUCUGCCUCUGCCAUUCCACAUACGUAAUAACCAGUCCAGAAACUGGCAUUUAUCAAAAGGCACAGGAGGCAGAGAGGCAAAAACCAGCCAAUGGAAAUGCAGACUAUAAAUGAACAGCAUGGCGACGGAAACGUGUCCGGCUGGAUGGCAACCGUGCCCCGAUUCCCUCUGUCCUUGGCCUUUGUAGGAUUCCAUCUUCUUCACCUCUUUAUCCACACUUUGCCUUAUUCUUUGGGUCUCUCAGAAGAAACAUCCUCCAAGAAAACUUCCCACAUCCUCCCGCCUGACUUAAGAUACCACAUCUAUACUCCAUGAGCACCUGCAGUUUCUCCACAGCAGCACCUGAACCCCAAUACUGCCCCCCGGCCCACUGUCCUGUAUCUAAUGUGACCUCAUGUGAAUUAAAUGUAUGUCAGAUUUAA